AUGCGCUCCAGCUCUCUUCCCCAAUUCAACUCACUCGUUGAGUCUCAGUCCGCCACGAACCUAUCCUCACAGACGCGAUUCAUUCGAAAUAAGUCUGGCCAGCUUAUCAAACCAUCGCUCAAGCACGCGAAGCUUCCCAGCCUGACAAUUCCAACGGGCGGCGUGAUUGUGCAGAGUGAGCCCACGACGCCUACCCUUUCGAAGGCGGUGCACUUCGAUGCCAAGCUUGAGCAUGUCAAACUGUUUCUCUCGAAGCAAAAGCCUCUCGCAGUGUCGCGGGAUCGUGACCUAGCCACCGAUACCAGUGGUACAGAGAGUGAUUUACCCUCAUUCAUCCGUGGUUCACCAGACGACUUCGCCGAGAAACAGAUUGAGCUUCAAAUUCGCAACAUGCCGUCCACCCCGUUAAAAGAUGCGGAUGUGGUACUGCAAGGACUCACUUUAUCCCAACACGAUAAGACCAUCACUGGGCGAGUUCGAGUGCGCAAUAUUGCCUUCGAAAAAUGGGUUGCUGCCCGGUUCACCCUGGAUUUGUGGCAGACGACGAGCGAAGUUACCGCCCACUAUGUGGAAUCCGUGAACGGUGGCACGUUUGACAUUUUCAUGUUCACGAUAAGAUUGCAUGACAUGUGGUUGCGUAUCGAGGAGAAGACGAUGUUUAUUGCCUUGCGGUAUACUACCGCAGGCUUGCAGUUCUGGGACAACAACAACGGCGCCAAUUACAUGCUCAAGUUCGUCGGGAAGCUUGUGCCGCGCAAGGCACCCGUUGUCGCAGGGUUUCCCUUUGGGACUUCGGGGCUAAAAGUCGAGUCGGCAAGAGUGGAUACGAAUUCUCCUCAGGCUUCUCCUUCACCGCGCUCUUUCUUGCCAUUGAUGCCAGAAAUGCCUAUGCCAGCGAGGUACAAUUUAGGCUCUGCGCGUAACGUAGCUCAAGACGGGGGCCUUCCUUCCCUGUCGUCUCCAGCUGUACGGACCCCCACAUAUCCCACAGAGCUCUCCAGUGCUUGGCCGAAGAACACUUCUUAUCGCGUUGAUAAGAUGCCGUCACGUCAUACUCGAUCCGUUACUAUAGGAUCAUCUAGGGAUCUGGAGAAGCACGAGCAGGCGCACCUUGCGCAGUCGGAAUCUCUAAACCUAGAUCCUCCCCUUUCACGCGCAGCACGCGAACGCAACCAUCAUCGCGGCUAUUUAGACAGAUCAAUGGGUGGCACACCGCGUAAAACCCUUCCAGGUCCUGCUCUUCUGAGUCCCUUCAAGGAGCAGACCCCUACUCGCAGCAGUGAUCCCGCGCAAGGACAGCCAUCCCUCUUUAGCAGGUUUACUGCUCAGAGUAUGGCUCGGAUGAAUAGCGCGAGCUCCACUGGGUCUGACUCGAGUUCCCUGGCUACUCCGCUUACGUCUGCGGGGCCCAGCACACCCAUUUCUUCUGACGACAAGCCUUCUAUUAAUGACAAUUAUAGCCAAUUUCUUAACCGAUUCUGCUUCUUCACCGGCUCUGGCUCACUGACAGACUACUCCCCUGAUUCAAUCCCCCGUUCGCAAUCGGCAUCCAAUGUAGAAGCGUUAUUGUGCUCUUCUCCUCACGAAUUAUCUUCUCCCUUGCGCGAUAAUGCUUUCAAUGGCCCCCGCUCUUGUAGCUUGGAUAGCGUCUCUACCUGCCAAAGUGGCACGACUACUCCACGCGGGAAUUCAAUGCUCGAUUGCCCCACGCCAGUGGUCCACUGUGAGUGUCUUCUCCGAGAGACCGGCUGGCAUCACACUCACUCCCCCACAGAACUUAUAAUCCUAUAG
This is a messenger RNA of Suillus fuscotomentosus, 1791 nucleotides long. Its product is annotated as carbohydrate-binding module family 21 protein. The record is from RefSeq and is a predicted model, not a curated record. Bases 1 to 1791 code for a protein of 596 amino acids. Lineage: Eukaryota; Fungi; Basidiomycota; Agaricomycetes; Boletales; Suillaceae. The transcript has 2 exons. Gene Ontology annotation, cellular component: protein phosphatase type 1 complex. Gene Ontology annotation, biological process: regulation of glycogen biosynthetic process. Gene Ontology annotation, molecular function: protein phosphatase 1 binding; glycogen binding.